Messenger RNA from Fonsecaea nubica, 3195 nucleotides. RefSeq lists its product as hypothetical. The record is from RefSeq and is a predicted model, not a curated record. Gene Ontology annotation, cellular component: cytosol. The transcript has a single exon. Bases 1 to 3195 code for a protein of 1064 amino acids. Lineage: Eukaryota; Fungi; Ascomycota; Eurotiomycetes; Chaetothyriales; Herpotrichiellaceae. Gene Ontology annotation, biological process: cytoskeleton organization.
AUGGAUAACAUCAGUGUUGACGAGGUAGACCCGAAACCUAAACGACCAAUUCUACGGCGUGAGGGUUCAGCAGCGGCUCCCCCUCCGCCUCCCUCACAACCACCACCAGCUCCACCAUCACAACCAGAUCCCACAGACUCUCUAAGCCUUCCACAAUUAAGGCAGCUGGUGGGGCAAUUUCCAAAAGUCGAACAAACUCCCUACGCUUUCCACUAUCAGGAUGCUGAGGACUUUGAGCGCGAGAUUGAUCAGUGGUUUCAUUACACCGAACUUGAGCAGGACCGACAGUAUCUAUUAGCGUCCCUUGAAGCAUUCGAGCAGAGGUGGAAAAUAUUCUGCCAAUCAGAAUCGAUUUCCGACGACUCAAAAUGGAUUGCUGUUGGUCAAGACCAGCGACGGAAGUUCGUCUCGGGUCUUGUCAGUGAUCUGGACGAUGAGGAUUACGAUCUACGCAUCGAGGCGCUGUGCUGCAUCUAUUAUAUAUUGAUGGGGGCGUGGAGCAACACCUCUGGACUGGAGACGAAAGAGAUUGCUGCCGAUGAAGAGUCCCUCUCUCAGUCCGGGGACGAUCGGUGUAAUGUGGCGCAGGUCCAAUGGAUGCAUAAUGGUGCCGACAUAAUGGAACAGUGCUCGGUUAUUCCCCAGCUUUACAGUUGCUUGAUCCAGGCGUCAAAGGCUCCAGACCUGGCCCACCAUCCUCAAGCCGCCCAAGGUGAAGAACCAACCGAGGGAGCGUUCGGAGAGAACGAGUACCGAGAGCUCAGUUUAUGUCUUUCUUGCUUGUAUAUUUUGAUCGAGUCUUCCCGGGUUCGCAUUGAGACAGCCGCUGGACAGGCCCUACGACAUUCGAUCUCAGUCUUACAACCCAACUUCCUAGUCUUUCUUGUGGGCAUGAUUUCACGUUUACGAUGGGACGAACUGUACAAUAUACCCCUGAUGCAUGCGUUGCAGCUGUUCUGGAAGUCGAUUCUACUCUUGUUUGGGGACGUCUCGGGCCAUCUGGAAAAAGUCAAAAGCAUAUUGCAACCCCGUGCGGAUCCAUUCUCUGCAGAAGCCGCUCACCCUGUUCUUACAGCAUCCCCAUUAGACUAUCACCUUUUCCGACAGGAAAUCACCUCGAAAUACCCGGCAUAUAACCCCCCACCGCCUAUAAUACCCUUGGAGAUUGAGCAGAAGACUAUGUUGCCCUCACUAUCGACCCAGUCUCGGGGUGAUAUCCCAGGUUUUGCGGGAGGUGGCAUGAGUGGUGCAGCAACCCGAGGAUCAAUCCUCCAUCAACCAGUGCACAUCGCCACUCCCGCUCCUUCACCUCCUCCAUCACCUAUUGGUCCUGGUGGAAAGGCUGGUAAGAAACAGAACUAUCAGACCAACCAGAACUUUCCAUUCCUUUACCCACCACUGGAUAGCACCAGCGACAAUAUCGGCGGAAAAGGUUCGACGAGCGUUCAGGAUAUGAUGGUGGGUAAGAAGUGGGAAGGCAGUGACGUCCCUCUCUCUAUUAUCGAGGCAGGAGAAUUGUUCGCAAGUCGUAUGAGGAUGACACGUGCAAUGCGCCAGCUUUGGAGAGAGCGAGAUUUAUUUAUGAAGUUUGAAAGAGGGUGGAAAGGGCAAACGAAGGAUGAUUCCACAGAGGACCAAGCUGAAAAAAAUGAGGAGGAGAAGGAGCUCGAGACCCUCGAAGACCCAGACCUACGUUCCCGUAUGUUGGCAGUGGACGAUUUCUUCCACCAUGCUCUUCCGGAUCUGCAAUCUCUGGUCAUUGUGAUGAUGAAAGUGAUGCUCACCAAUGUGCAAGAUAUUGCUAUUCGGAAUGGGGGUGUCCAGGAGCCGGGCCAAAUCGGAGCCCUGAACCGCACGAAGUCGAACUCUAACAUGGUCCAGAACCAGACGCUACCGAUGCCACCACCGCCGCCUCGUCCCAAUGAAAUAACUCUAGAAGAUCUGGAUAAUAUCCGCUCUCGAGAGAUCAGUCAACAGGCAGUAUCUGGCGCCUUGUUCCUCCUGUUAAAGUGGUUCAAGGUGUCUCAUAUCUUGAAGUUCGAGUAUAUGACCCAGCUCCUCCUGGACUCUAACUACGUGCAGCUUACGCUCAAAUACUUUGCGCAUCAAAACCUGGAGGAUCUCGUGGCUUUCAGAUACGACAGGGAUGAUCUGAGCGUUUGGCACUAUUGUCAUGUUCACUCAGACCAUCCGCCAUUGUCACCCACGAGCCCAGACGAAAGAUCAGAAGCUUCAGAUGGGGAUGAAGCCGUUCCACCACCUAUUUCGCGCCACAGGAGGUCACCGACAACGCAAUCCGAGCCCCAAGCCCCUAUCGACCCAAAUAAUCCACAACAACAGACGCAACCAGGUUCAGAUGCCGACACCCACCCCUCAGUCGAUGAGCUUGGGAACCCGCUUGGUCCUCUCCCAACAAGCCCGAUUACCACCUACUCGUUUCGGCAAUUCCAGACCUCCAUCCAUCUUCUUCGCGUCCUGCAAAAGCUGACACGAGGAAAAUCUCACCGCAUCCUGUUUCUCGUUCAGUUCAAGUCCUCCCAAAUCUUGCGCCGAGUACUACGUGUCCCGGACUCGACCUUGCGGUUAUAUGUACUCAAGCUGUUCAAAUCACAAGUGCCCUACUGUGGCCGAAAAUGGCGGCAAAGCAACAUGCGUGUUAUUACGGCGAUCUACUUGCACUGCAGGCCAGAGCUGAGGGAUGAUUGGUUGGCAGGCAUGCACGACGCAAACGUUGAGGGCGAGGUCGAUGAGGCAGUGCCGCUCGAGUGGGCGCUCAGGGGGUUAACCUUCUGGUGGCAGAAAAGGAGAUAUCCCGACGUGACAAGGAAAGGGAAGAAAGGCUCGGAACCAACAGUUAAGGGUGAUGUCGACGAGAACGAAGUUCGACUGGACGACAUUGACGAUGACGAACGCGAUUUCUUUCAACGGGAACUGGAUGCCCUUGGAUGGGGCCUCGCAGGGUUGCGCAUAGCUGAUGGUUCGGAAGAUGUUGUCUUUGGUGAAGAGGCUGCCGGUGUCAAUGGAGCGUAUCCCAUGGCUAAUGGCGAGACCAACAACUUCAAUGCUGGUGUGACAACAUCGGGCAGCACGGGACAACCCGCAGGCAUGGGUACGGGAACACCUCUGACUCCAGUACCCCAGCCGCAAUGGGUUGUUGCAGACGCAGCCACGCUGGAGAAUUGGCAAAAUAGUUAG